AUGCCCCCCAAGGCCGCCGACAAGAAGCCCGCCUCCAAGGCCCCUUCUACUGCCUCCAAGGCCCCUGAGAAGAAGGAUGCCGGCAAGAAGACCGCCGCUUCUGGCGACAAGAAGAAGCGCACCAAGUCUCGCAAGGAGACCUACUCUUCCUACAUCUACAAGGUCCUCAAGCAGGUCCACCCCGACACCGGUAUUUCCAACCGCGCCAUGUCUAUCCUGAACUCGUUCGUCAACGACAUCUUCGAGCGCGUCGCCUCCGAGGCCUCCAAGCUGGCUGCCUACAACAAGAAGUCCACCAUCUCUUCCCGCGAGAUCCAGACCUCUGUCCGUCUCAUCCUGCCCGGUGAGCUGGCUAAGCACGCCGUCUCGGAAGGCACCAAGGCCGUCACCAAGUACUCUUCUUCCACGAAAUAA
This is a messenger RNA of Colletotrichum gloeosporioides, 414 nucleotides long. Its product is annotated as Histone H2B. Gene Ontology annotation, molecular function: structural constituent of chromatin; protein heterodimerization activity; DNA binding. The transcript is spliced from 4 exons. Gene Ontology annotation, cellular component: nucleosome. Gene Ontology annotation, biological process: nucleosome assembly. NCBI's taxonomy places the organism in Eukaryota, Fungi, Ascomycota, Sordariomycetes, Glomerellales, Glomerellaceae. Bases 1 to 414 code for a protein of 137 amino acids. The record is from RefSeq and is a predicted model, not a curated record.